UUUCAGAAGCACUAUAAAUGCCCGCAGCGUCGAAGCCUUUCGACCCUCAGCUCUAUCGACCCAACCACUUGACCUCCAUGAACUCCUCUUGGCACGAACCAUUCUUUAGUUUCGUCCUCCCCGAUGGUACGGUCUGGACAGAGCUGGACACCGAUGACAGGAAGGCUCUGCAGACGUGCGCCGCUGCACUGAACAGUCUGCUCGACUGGGAAGAACCCCUCUUACGACGACUCGGAGAGAGCCUGAGGAUCGCAGGACGCAAGAGGCUCCAGACUAAUGAAACUGUGCUUCUACUGGAGAUCUGGUGAGUAGCAUUAUGAAUCGCUGAGCCUAGCCAAAGAGGACAACUUACUGAUACAACCUGGUGGCGUAGCACACAGAAGCGUAAGUUCCCCAAGCAGGCGCUCACUCUGCUGAUAGAGCGGACGAAGGUAAGUGGCCUCACUUGUACGAGCCGCUUCGAUAUGUGAAACCUGGUCUCGCAGGCCACUUUCACGAUGGAUUUCGAGCCUCUGGGCCAGGAACAAUUCUUCCCCGCGCCGCCCACGGUCAUCCCGGCGGUAAUCAAGCAUUCUGUAGUCACCCCCUCAGCGUCCCGUGAUGACCUGGAUGGAGGCAGUGACGCAAGGCCUGCGCAGGCGUAACGUUCCGAAGAAGCCAUGAUAACGAUCGUUGUGUUUUUGCGAGUGCUCGUUUCUAGUUCUGUACAUACGUUUUA
This is a messenger RNA of Dichomitus squalens LYAD-421 SS1, 718 nucleotides long. RefSeq lists its product as uncharacterized. Lineage: Eukaryota; Fungi; Basidiomycota; Agaricomycetes; Polyporales; Polyporaceae. The transcript has 2 exons. The record is from RefSeq and is a predicted model, not a curated record. Bases 18 to 308 code for a protein of 96 amino acids.